ACGGGGGUGUGCGCGUACGCCGGCCAGACAAGACAGUGGCACACAACACGUCAGAAGCAGGUGAUUCGCGUGGAAAAUGGGGAAAAGAGUGAAGUUGAGGAUUUUCCCUGCAUGAUAGACAUUUUCUAGGGCUGCUGGCGUCCCCUAAGGGCUUGUGCCAAGUGAAAAUGGACUUCGUUUACCGUCUGCUACUCUGCCUGGUGCACUUUGUCUACUGGUGUUGCGAGUCGAUGGCUUUCUUGUGCUUCCUCGCCCGCAAAAAGUGUGAUUUGUUUUGGACUCGAACCGACUUGGCAGAGCAGAUCACGCAAGUUGCCAGCUGCGUAAAGCAGCUUAGGAACGUUCCUUCACACCUGGCCUUCCUGCUGGUGGAGGAAAAUGUCGUUUCGGUGCACGACCUGGCCAACGUGGUUAUUUGGAGCUUUGCUGCAGGCAUCUCUUUCAUCACAUUUUAUGACCACGACGGUAAAAUCAAGAUGUGUGAAAAGAAGCUGAUGCAAGAACUUUCAAAUAAAGCGGGCAGCAAAAUUUUCAAUAAUAUUCUCUGGGACACUAUAUCCAGCACCAAUGGCCACAGCGACAUUUCUAAUGUAAAUGGCUGCACCAAUGGCCUCUCAAAUGGCUUGAGCUGUCACAAGCUCAGGGUCAACCUGAUGAGCUACGAGGAUGGUCGUCCAAAAAUCAUCAGGGCAGCUGUUGAGCUCGGUUUGCGAGAGAAAAUGGGCAACAGCAAACGACAGGAGCGUCUAUCAGUCAAUGAGGCUGAUGAAGUCAUAAGAGCUGUGUAUCAGUCCCAAUUUGGCUCAAUGCCAGAUCCAGAGCUUGCUGUAUGGUGUGGCUCCACGCCAUGCCUUGCAGGGUUCCUUCCAUGGCACACAAGUCUGACAGAAUUCUUGCAACUACAAAGUCACCAUGGUCUCAACUCAUCUGAUUUCCUAAAUCUCAUGGCGAGAUACAACAAGUGCGAACAACGUUUUGGCAAAUAGUGCGCAGCAAGGACUGUGAUCAAACGAUUUCUUCGAGGGCUUAUCGGAAAUACUGUGCUUGGACCCUCAAAACGAGACUGUCGUUCAGCGGUCCGUAAUGGUGUAGUUCGUAGACUGCUCUUGUUAUUUGUGGUAUGAAUUACCUCAAAAUGUACGCGAUAAUAUCCUACUGGGCUGUUAACAACAUAAGUAAACGAAAAUCGACUGUGGCGCUUGUUCAGUCACAGCUCUGCCUGCUUCCAUUCAAUGGAUAAAUCAGGUGUAUGAGAGAAACAGAAAAAUUUAAGAAAGUAAAAAUGUGCCACACUUUCCAGUUGAGUUGCAAUAAAUUUUCUGUUUCUAUUUGUUGUGCAUUUGGAAUGUUUUUUUCUGUUCAAUUAUAUAGCAUUGUUUUAGUUAAGAGCCAAUUUUUUCGACCGUAUCGAAAAGUAACGUGGUUCACAUUGAGCAAACAUUCCAUAAUAAUAAUUAUCACUUACAUCAGAUUUUAUUGAUUUUUGAAGUGCAAGGAAAAUAAAUUAUAUCCUGUGAAAAUGGUGAA
This is a messenger RNA of Cloeon dipterum, 1527 nucleotides long. It is a transcript of the gene Tango14, whose product is annotated as transport and golgi organization 14. The coding region runs from base 168 to 986 and encodes 272 amino acids. Lineage: Eukaryota; Metazoa; Arthropoda; Insecta; Ephemeroptera; Baetidae. Gene Ontology annotation, cellular component: endoplasmic reticulum membrane; dehydrodolichyl diphosphate synthase complex. The transcript is spliced from 5 exons. Gene Ontology annotation, molecular function: ditrans,polycis-polyprenyl diphosphate synthase [(2E,6E)-farnesyl diphosphate specific] activity. The record is from RefSeq and is a predicted model, not a curated record.